AUGGCGCGAUAUCUUCUCCGUGUUGUGGGGGAUCACGUCAAAGUUUUAGUCCUCGGCUGUUGUCCAGGACUAACAAAUGGUUUGGUGAGAUUUUUGAACUUCCCGUGUUGCUCUGGGAAGAACGUUGUCUGUUAUUUCUUCUCGUUUUGUGAUCUUAUCUUAGUGCCGUUGCACUUUGUUGUGCUAUUAUAAAUCGCGAGAUUGAGCAAGCCACGUUUUUGUCAACGUUUUUGUCCUAGGAUUCGUGUGAGAUGUCAUUUCAAAUCCUCCAAUAGACAACUUGCAUGUUAGACAAAUUUUUGAUUUAGGCAAAAAAAAGUAAAUCCUCGUAAAGAACUUAUUAAAAUCAGUAAAAUUGCAAAAUUUGGUUGCGAAAUGUUGUAAAAUGCAGAAAAUAUAGCCUUGCGAAGUUUGCAAUUUUCAGUCAUUUUGUAUUACGUGCGAAAAUUGUUACCAUUUUCGAGCCGAAAAUAUGCAAACUUCGCAAGGCUAUAUUUUCUGCAUUUUACAACAUUUCGCAACCAAAUUUUGCAAUUUUACUAAUUUCAUUAUUUUCUUUUUAACUGUUGUGUUUUAUUCCCUUCUUUUUACUUAGAUUAAAAUUUAGUCUAACAUGCAAGUUGUCCAUUCGGACUGGACUAGAUUUCAAGUCCUCGCAUUUUGAUCCGAUUCGAAAUAUUGCACAUCGCAUUGCGUUUGGACUGGACGCUUAAGGCCCAGACACACCGGACGCGAUUCGACAACGCGACGCGAUUUUUAGUUUUUGAAAGUUAAUAAAACAGCCAAUGAGAGCAAAUUUUGAAAGAUAUAUAGACCAAAUAACUCAAAAUGUUAUAGCGUUUCUAAAUAUUUGGAAAAUUUAAACUAGUAAUGAAAGUUAUCGGUCAGUGAAAAUCGAAAAAUUUCGUCGCGUUGUCGAAUCGGUUCCGGUGUGUCUGGACCUUAAGGCUCGGGAUUCUUGAUAAACUAUUGGAAUUUCAAUUUAGGUGUACAAAAUGCUGUCGUACUGCAAGAAUUUGGAACAUCUUGACCUAUCUCAAAACAUUAUUUCAGAUCUGGGAUUAAACGGGUAAGAUUUUUUACCUCGUUGGAUCCUUGAAUGAGUCCUAAGGAAACCUUGCAAUUUUAAGACUUGUUUUACAAGUAAACUACGUGAAGCGUUCCUCUUUUAAGUUCCUAACUUGAUUGCAAAUUUCCUCAUUACCUUAGCAAAUUUGAAAAACUCCCUUGCAAAUCCCUUGAGGGAAUUUGCAAUGUUCUUUAGGGCCAAAUAAAUUUUCCUCAGUUCCUGUUAGAAGUUCUUAACUUCCUGUUACAAGUUCCUAACUUCCUGUUCUGUUCUGCGCGUUGUAAUUGGCUAACAAAAAUAAUCUGCCAAUGAUAACGCUCAGAACAGAACAGGAAGUCAGGAAAUUAAAGCAGGAAGUUAGGAAAAUUUGAAAGGAACUUUAUUUGUGUUGGAAUAUUGCAACGGCCGACAGGAAAAUUGCAAAUUCCCUCAAGGAUUUGCAAAGCGUUUUUCAAAUUUGCAAAACUGAUUAUGAAAAUUCCAAAUGAGUUAGGAACUCAAAAGAGGAACGCUUCACGUAGUUUACCUGUAAUUAAGUAAAAAUUCCACUAUUUACAAAAUUCCACCACUUUUACGUUACAUGAAAUCAUGGAUAAUAAAAUAAAUGGAUAGGAAACUAGCUGACGUGACCUGAUGUUUUCAAUGGUCAGCACUUGUUUCCAACCACCAAACUGACAUGACGUCAUUUUCAGAAGAUUGAAGAGGUGUUAAAUGGCUAUGUAACUAGCCCAAACCCUACCCCUACUCUAACCCCUAACCCUAACCGCAACCCUAACUCUAACCCUAACCAAAUUAAUUAAAAAAUCCAAAAAGAAACAACUUUAGAAAUUGAUCAAAUGACGUAAUGUCAGUUUGGUAGAUGGAAACAAGUGAAAACCGUUUUCAAUGGGCUGAUGGCGUGAUUGGAUGUUGAAACCUAGUUGCAAACCAAAUUCUCAAAAACGGCAUGUUUAGCAAUAAUACAGCUAAACAUUUUAGUCAACGAGCAAAUGAAUAGAACUACGCCAUUCUACGAUGAAAUCUCUAAGUAUUCCCAGUCAAUUUUAGCAAACAUUUCAAGCACUAAACAGUGAAAAAUGCAUCCCAAAUUUCGUUAAAAUUAGGGACGCCAAUUUCGUAGCUACAAAUGUAAAAAAAUGCAAAACAAAGACGAAAAACAUUUACCUUGAAUACUUUGUCGUGGCUUAGGCAUGUUUUUAAAACAAUUAGACCAGUUUAUGCUUCAAUAUUACUCUUUUAAUGCGGAAAGUAUAGCGAAACAACAAAAAUGCCGAGAACUUUGCAAUACGCGUGACGUCACAGAUUGCAACUAGGUUGUUUUUGCUUACGUCAGCUAGAGUCCUAUACAUUUAUUUUAUUAUCCAUGAUGAAAUCAAACAGUGUCCAGUUUUUUUUUUUGGGGGGGGGGCACCCGGUAGAAUAGUCCGUGAUUUCUGACCACGAAGAGUAAGCCAAUCACAAUAUUUUGCUUUUGUAUAUUACAGAUUGUUUCGAAAAAAUGGCGGUAGAAAUUUGCGACGUCUGGACUUAUCGGGCUGUGCAAAAAUCACCGACAAAACUUUGAAAAAACUUUCUGUCGCACUCACCCCCCGGGUUACGAAUGACCGCGCCAGUAGCGGUGGGUCUGGUGACGAACACAGUGAUUGCUGUCAGGAUGAACUGAUCUCUGUAACUCAUGGACUGCGAUAUCUCUCGCUGUCCGGAUGUUACCAGAUUACCGACGAGGGAAUAAG
Messenger RNA from Paramuricea clavata, 2802 nucleotides. NCBI's taxonomy places the organism in Eukaryota, Metazoa, Cnidaria, Anthozoa, Malacalcyonacea, Plexauridae. The record is from the annotation of a GenBank genome assembly.